UUUGCUGAUAAUGCUGAUAGAAUAUUGGAUUAUUCUUAUGUUCCAAAUAAUCAGGAUAUUUUACAUGCAAGAGUUAAUACCAACGGACUUCAUGAAACUUCAUUCAAAUUCAAGGGAUUUGAGUUCACUGUAUUUGAUGUCGGUGGUCAGAAGACAGAUCCGAGGAAAUGGAUUCAUUAUUUUGAUAAUGUCUCAGCUAUGAUUUAUACAGUAGAUAUUAGUUGUUAUGAUAAUAGAGAUGCAGAUCCAAAUCGGUUAAUGCAGUCCUUACAGUUAUUUAGAAGUGUCAUCAGUCACCAAAUUUUUGAAAUAACCACCAUUAUAUUAUUUCUAAAUAAAACAGAUAUAUUUAGAAGUAAAAUACGACACAUUUCUCUUCAUUCUACAUUCCCGGAAUAUAACGGUACAGAUUUUGAUUACAAAGAAUCUUCUAGAUAUAUACAACUAUUAUUUACCGAGAGAAAUGUUGAUAGUCGUGAAUUCUAUAGUCAUUUUACGACAGCCACAAACAGUUCUAAUAUUAGAACCUUGUUUGAUGACGUCAUCUCCAUCGUUUUACAACAGGGUCUU
Molecule: messenger RNA, 570 nt
Organism: Lottia gigantea (owl limpet)
Lineage: Eukaryota; Metazoa; Mollusca; Gastropoda; Lottiidae
Exons: 4
Biological process (GO): adenylate cyclase-modulating G protein-coupled receptor signaling pathway
Cellular component (GO): heterotrimeric G-protein complex
Molecular function (GO): G-protein beta/gamma-subunit complex binding; GTPase activity; guanyl nucleotide binding
Source: RefSeq, a predicted model, not a curated record